Messenger RNA from Adineta steineri, 738 nucleotides. Lineage: Eukaryota; Metazoa; Rotifera; Eurotatoria; Adinetida; Adinetidae. The record is from the annotation of a GenBank genome assembly.
AUGUCUACUACCACAGCAGAAGAAAUAGUUGCUCCAAUCAGUAAGAAUGAAAUGUAUUUGGAUUAUGUGAAACAAGCUGCAGUUGGAAUUCUAAUGGGUGCUUUACGAAGUGUAUCUUCACAACAAAAACUUACACCAAAUGAAUCGUUACAUGUAUUUUUUCAGCCAUCAAAUAGAGACUCAUUAAAUUUAAUGGAUGAUCUGUUACGCGAUUAUAUUCAAACAUGUUGUAACGAAUUUUGUUCGGUUUACGAUGAUGUUUAUAUUAACACGACAAUUCCUUUAAAAGAAGCUCUAGAUUUAAAUGGUAAUCAUUAUGUUUUCAGUCAUUUUAAUAAAAUAUUUCAAAAUAGUCGUUCAAAUCUUAUUCCUGGUCCAAAACAUCUGAAUUGUUUGGCUAUGCGCACAGCAAUUAAUUAUAUGCCAUUACUUUUUUCAACAAUUUUAUCUCAAUAUAAAGAACAACAUAUGGGAGGAACAAGAAGUAGUCAUGAUGGAAAUUGGAGUGAAGCUGAAAAAAAUAUAGUUCGUUGGGUAUUGAAAAAACUUGUUCAAAAAUCAAUCGAUUGGUUAAAUACAAAUAAACAAGAAGAAUUAAAGAAAAUACCGUUUGUUUGUCAAGAAGAUGAUAGUUGUAAUGAAAAUUGGGAUUUAUUUAACUUUUCUCAAGAUAAUCAAGUAAUUGCUGUUGCAAAUAUAAAAAAACUCUGGAGUGAACUUGAACAAACUGAACAAUAA